AAAGAAAAUUGUUGUUUCUUACACACAAACAUAGUAUAAACUUAAGCCGCCUUAAAUGCCUACUAGUAAUUUAGUACUAGUAGUUUUUGAUCUGUUUCACUGACAAAAAUCAAGUCUUGAUUCUUUGGCAUUUUCUCCAACUUCACAUCUACCUAGAUCACACUAUUUCUUUGUUUUCCAAAGAGUCAACUGAAUCAAGAACUGAUUUUUAGAUGGUAUUUUCUUGAAUCUUUGAAAUGUGAACUUGGGUUUUGUUGAAUCUUUAAUAUUGAACUAGAAAAAUUAAAAAAAAAUUAAAAAUAAAAAGAAGCCAAAAUGAGAGGAAGUUUAGCUGGUGCUGCACCUAGUCCUAUUGAACCUAGACAGAGGCUUUCUGUAUCCACCGAGGAAACAAGCAAACGAAGGUUCUUGAGAAGUAAAGUUUUCAGAGAUGGGGAGAGAGGCCUUCAUAGUCCUACCAAAAACAGGAAUUUUAGCUGCAAAUUCCCAACUAUAAAGCUUAUCUUAGGUGUUUUUGCUCUGGUUGCAAUUUGGUCACUCUGGCAUUCUCCAUCAAUUUAUAACACAGAAUACAUAUCUAGUUCAGGCGCUCGGGCUGCUUUGGUGCACAGAGAGUUAAGCGAUCAUUCUUCGGCUGAUCAACGUUAUACAUCACUUUUAGAUAUUGACUGGGACCAAAUUUCUCACGUUCUUGAGAAACUAUCUGAUAGACAUGAGUAUCAGGGAGUAGGGAUAUUAAACUUCAAUGACAGUGAAAUUGAUCAGUGGAAGGAAUUAUUACCUGAUGCUGAGCAUGUAAUCUUGAACCUAGAUCAUGUCCAGAAUAAUAUAACAUGGGAAACAUUAUAUCCUGAAUGGAUAGAUGAAGAAGAAGAAUUUGAGGUUCCCACUUGUCCUUCUAUACCCAAAAUUCAGUUUCCAGGUAAACCAAGGAUUGAUCUCAUAGUUGUAAAGCUUCCGUGCAAGAAUUCUAAGGACUGGUAUAGAGAUGUAGCUCGUUUUCACUUGCAGCUAGCAGCAGCAAGGCUGGCUGCUAGUAAUAAAGGGUAUCAUCCAAUACAUGUGCUUCUGGUUACUGAACAUUUUCCAACUCCCAAUCUGUUCACCUGUAAAGAGUUAGUUGUACGUGAAGGCAAUGCAUGGCUAUAUGAACCUAAUCUGAACACUUUAAGAGAGAAGCUCCACCUCCCUGUUGGGUCAUGUGAACUUGCAGUUCCUCUCAAGGCUAAAGCAAAUUGGCACUCUGGAAAUGUAAGAAGAGAAGCCUAUGCAACUAUUCUCCACUCAGCAAAUUUUUAUGUAUGUGGGGCCAUAGCUGCAGCUCAGAGUAUCCGCAUGGCAGGUUCAACAAGAGAUCUUGUGAUACUUGUUGAUGAAACUAUCAGUGACUAUCACAGGGGUGGUUUGGAGGCUGCCGGUUGGAAGAUCCACACGAUAAAGAGAAUAAGGAAUCCUAAAGCUGAACAAGAUGCAUACAACGAGUGGAACUAUAGCAAAUUUCGCCUCUGGCAGCUGACAGAUUAUGACAAAAUCAUCUUCAUUGAUGCGGAUUUAUUAAUACUGAGAAAUAUUGAUUUUCUCUUUGAGAUGCCUGAAAUAACCGCAAUAGGAAAUAAUGCCACCCUUUUUAAUUCAGGUGUGAUGGUUGUUGAACCAUCAAAUUGCACAUUUCAGUUGUUGAUGGAUCAUAUCAAUGAGAUUGAAUCGUACAAUGGUGGGGAUCAGGGGUAUCUAAACGAAAUCUUCACCUGGUGGCAUAGGAUCCCGAAACACAUGAACUUUUUGAAACAUUAUUGGGAAGGUGAUGAGGAGGAGAAGAAGCAAAUGAAAACACGUCUUUUUGGUGCUGCUCCUCCAAUUCUCUAUGUCAUACACUACUUAGGUUUGAAACCUUGGUUAUGCUUCAGGGAUUACGAUUGCAACUGGAAUGUGGAAAAGUUGCAGGAAUUUGCAAGUGAUGUGGCACAUAGGACGUGGUGGAAGGUCCACGAUGCCAUGCCGGAUAACUUGCAUAAAUAUUGUUUGCUUAGGUCUAAACAGAAGGCUGCACUGGAGUGGGAUCGAAGAGAAGCUGAGAAAGCUAACUAUUCAGAUGGCCAUUGGAAGAUCAAAAUAAAGGACCCACGCUUGCAGACUUGUUUUGAAGAUUUUUGCUUCUGGGAAAGCAUGUUAUGGCACUGGGGCGAAACGAACUGGACAGAAAAUGCCACAGCUUCUCCAACACCUCCCAAGGUCAAUACUGCUUCGCUUUCUUCGUUGUAACUAGGAGGUUCCAUUACUAUACCUUGCUACUUCUGUAAGUAAUACAGAAUCACAACUUGAAUGUCAACCAAUGCCAUAAGUAUAAAUGGUAUUAACACUUGCCCCGCCCUCGAAUAUAGUCUGUUCUGCAGCUGUGUUACUUCAAUUGUUUGA
Molecule: messenger RNA, 2415 nt
Organism: Lycium barbarum (goji berry)
Lineage: Eukaryota; Viridiplantae; Streptophyta; Magnoliopsida; Solanales; Solanaceae
Product: putative UDP-glucuronate:xylan alpha-glucuronosyltransferase 3
Exons: 4
Coding region: 316-2262 (648 amino acids)
Biological process (GO): xylan biosynthetic process
Molecular function (GO): glycosyltransferase activity
Source: RefSeq, a predicted model, not a curated record